ACCAACACCUCUGACGUCUGUUAAUCUACAGUUAUUAUACAGAAGAAGGAGCUCCGGGUGCACCAACAGCUAGGCAUCAUCAUGCCUACUGCUGUGAUUAUGGAGGAAAAUUUUGAUAAACUAUUAGAGCAGUGUGAAGCUCAAGAGCUCGAGGCUCCAGGGGGCAUCGCAACACCUCAAGUCUACGCUCAGUUGCUGGCGCUCUAUUUACUUCAUAAUGACAUGAAUAAUGCCAGGUAUCUCUGGAAACGGACUCCCCAAGCGAUUAAAUCGGCAAACCCAGAGCUGACGGCUAUUUGGGCUGUUGGCCAACGCAUUUGGCAGCGAGACUUUCCAGGGAUCUACACAGCCAUCGCAGCUUACCAGUGGUCAGAGAAUAUCCUUCCGGUCAUGGAAGCCCUUCGAGAGAGCACGCGGCAAAGGGCCUACAGUCUCGUGGCCCAGGCCUACACGUCCAUCACAGCAGAGGAUUUCGCUGCCUUUGUGGGAUACUCUGUGGAGGAGGCAGUAAAAGGUGUGGUGAGCCAGGGCUGGCAGGCAGACCCUGCCACCAGGAUGGUGAUGCCCAAAAAGCCGGAUCCUCCUCCUGUCUCAUUGGUUCCAAAUGAACAGCAGUUGGCCAGACUCACUGACUACGUGGCUUUCCUCGAGAACUGAUAACCCACCACAACCGCUGCCACCCAUUUUUUGUUUGCUUGGUACAGAGGGAGAACACAAAACUUGGACAGACUUUUUCUGCUUCCUGCAGAGACCCACACCUCGAUGAAGAUGUACCAAAAACACGAGCCGUCAUCGAGUAUGAAAGCUGCGCGCUCCUCUCCAAGACUUGCCUAAUUACGUUCAUUGACUCGCACAGCUUUCCCUGUUAAUCCACAUGUUGAAAAUCUUUUACACAUGAUGUUGUAUUAUAUUAUUUUUUUGCUCUCUGCGCCCCAGCUGAUGCAUACAUUUGGGUCUGGUUUUGAGGGAGGUCUUGCAGGAAUGUGUUUCCCAUCAGUGUCAGUAUGUUUUUAUUACUAACCUAACAAAUGCUUCACACACAAUAGAAGUACAUGAACCAGUAUGUACAGUGAGUCCAUUCUGUUUGAGCACUUAAAGCUUCCCUCGAAGCAGAUUUUGUCAGGUAACAGAAGCUGUGGCCUGCAUGCAUCAGUGUGUGGAUUUCAGACCUCAUAUUUUGAAGUUUGUGUUUUGACUGGUGAAUAAAUAUUUUGCUGUUUCUAA
Scatophagus argus is the source of this 1224-nucleotide messenger RNA. It is a transcript of the gene cops8, whose product is annotated as COP9 signalosome subunit 8. Gene Ontology annotation, biological process: COP9 signalosome assembly; protein deneddylation. NCBI's taxonomy places the organism in Eukaryota, Metazoa, Chordata, Actinopteri, Scatophagidae. The record is from RefSeq and is a predicted model, not a curated record. Bases 82 to 657 code for a protein of 191 amino acids. The transcript has 7 exons. Gene Ontology annotation, cellular component: COP9 signalosome.